ACGCCGUGCCCUGCCUAUAUAUCUCCUUCCCCGGCAGCGAACCAGCCGUUCUCUUCGUUCCGGCCGGUUUCGCAGUGCCAGCGGAGAGAGAGGGAGAUCUUCAUCCUCUUCUAGCCUACUAGUAGCUACUAGUAGUGAGUCGUAGGAGUGCUAGCUACUAGGACUGACAGACUCUACCGGCGAGUGUAUGAGCUUUUUGGUAGUGCCAAGAGAUCGAGCAGGAGGAGGAGCCGCCGGGACGACGGUAGUAGUAUCAGUAUGAGCUGCAACGGGUGCCGGGUGCUGCGCAAGGGCUGCAGCGAGGCCUGCGUGCUGCGCCCCUGCCUCCAGUGGAUCGACGCCGCCGACGCGCAGGGCCACGCCACCGUCUUCGUCGCCAAGUUCUUCGGCCGCGCGGGCCUCCUCUCCUUCAUCUCCGCCGUCCCGGACGCGCAGCGCCCUGCCUUGUUCCAGUCGCUGCUGUACGAGGCGGCGGGGCGGACCAUCAACCCGGUGCACGGCGCGGUGGGGCUGCUCGGCACGGGGAACUGGCACCUCUGCCAGGCCGCCGUCGACACCGUGCUGCGCGGCGGCGCCAUCGGCCCGCUGCCGGAGCUCGGCAUCACCGGGAGCGCCGGCGACCUCUACGGGCCCCCCGGCGCCGGGACCGGGCACGGCGGCGGCGGCGGCAAGCGCGCCGGCGGCUGGUCCACUUUCUCCACGGCGAAGCGGGUGCGGAAGGCCGCUGCUACUGGGGCGCCGCCGCCGCCGCCCGCGGCGGAGCCGGAGGCGUCGUGCGACCUAGGGCUGUGCCUACUCAGCCCCGGGUCCCCGCCGCCGCCUGCGGGGGACAGGAGGGCUCCCUUCAUGCGGCCGGGCACGCCGUCCAUCACCUCGGACGACGACUCCGUCACCACCACCACCACCACCACCACCACCGGCGGCGGCGGCGACAGGGAGCCGGUGCUGCUCAACCUUUUUGCCUGAUCGUCGAGGCCGCCGAUAGAUGGAUCGACGUGUGAUGCAUGUCAGGACGGCGGGCGGUUUCUUUCUUGACCACCGUGUGAUGUUUGUCCGUCAGGACGAUCUAUCUAUCCCGGCGGUCAGGUGUUUUUCUCUUGUCGUCGCCGGCGACCGGCGACCGGCGACGGCAACGGCGAGGCCAAUUUUUUUUCCCCCUUCGUUUAUUAGAUUUUUGUUGUGUAGUAGCAGCAGUAGAAAAGAAACUACUAGUAGCAGCCGGCCUGGAAGCCCCGUUUGCGUGUGGGCGAGAUGAGAGCGCCGGUGGCCACCCCCACCCCAGUAACUAUUUUUUUUUCUCUUCCCUGAUUGAACAACUUUAUAAUAUAAAUAAAUAUAAAAAGUGGAGCUCCAUUUUUUCCGUU
Messenger RNA from Sorghum bicolor (sorghum), 1364 nucleotides. RefSeq names its product LOB domain-containing protein 37. The coding region runs from base 259 to 966 and encodes 235 amino acids. The record is from RefSeq and is a predicted model, not a curated record. The transcript is spliced from 2 exons. Lineage: Eukaryota; Viridiplantae; Streptophyta; Magnoliopsida; Poales; Poaceae. Gene Ontology annotation, biological process: regulation of gene expression.